This is a messenger RNA of Funneliformis mosseae, 1206 nucleotides long. The record is from the annotation of a GenBank genome assembly. Lineage: Eukaryota; Fungi; Glomeromycota; Glomeromycetes; Glomerales; Glomeraceae.
AUGAGUCAAACCUGUCAUUGUUAUAGUUGUAACGUUCCUGGUCAUUCGUUACAAAAACCUUUCCCAUCAAACAAUGAGGAUAAACAAAAUCUCAUCUUACAAAUUUGUAAAAGGAUUUUUGAAGCUAUUCAGCAUAAGCAUACAUCGACAGAAAUUUCUUAUAAUGGAAAAGAAAUGGAACAUAAACAAAUUAACAACGUUACCGAGGUGGAAAAUUGUAUUAAUGAGGAAUUCAGUCAACUUAGGGAUAACGAUAAAAUACUAAAUUAUGAGAUAAAAAAGCUCUUAAUCGGUAUUUGGAAGAUUGAGUUCAAAUGGAUUAAAUCUAAUGUUAAUCCUUUGGUUAAAUGUCUUUUGGAAAUUUCAAUGAAAUGGUAUGACCCUUUCGUUAAUUAUAUUCAUUUAAAAGAUGAACAAAAGAGGUUGGGUUGGAAAGCUUACACUGAUAAACAUGUGAAGGAGGGUGAGUUAAAGAAAUACCUUUUAGAAAAUCUAGAAAAAUAUCUUCCCGGACUUGAAUAUUUAUUUGAAUAUUCUUGGCUUGCAAUUGAUGAUGGUAAUAAUUAUCAUGAGGGUGAUCUCAUCUUUGCUUCAGAUGUUGGUAUUUUUGUCGUUGUUGGAGUUAAAUGGUUGGAUGUAAAUUCGGGACCUGCUGCGAAGAAAUCUAUUGAAAAGGAGGUUAGAAAGUUUAAAGAUUUGGCCGAAAAGAAAUUCAAAGGAAAAUACAUUGCGAUCAUGGGAGCAACGUUUAUAAAUAACCCCGACGAAGAUUCGCUAGUAAAUUCUACGCUCGAGUUUAUUGAAAACGAUAAAAUCAUUGCACAAAUUCUUCCAGAAAUUCAUCAAACUCGCUCAAAAUCAAAAACAACUCUAAUUACACAAGAACAAGAGUCUAGCGGAUGGUUAUAUGGUAGUUUAACUGGUCUUGCUACAAUUGCAGCAGCAGCUUCACUUUUAGGAAUAUCAAGCAUUUUACUAAAAGGAAGUGAAGAAUAUUAUCUUUUUGAUAAUGAAAAUACAGUUACUGAAGCCAUAUAUGAUAAUUUUGAAACUGAAAUUGAACAAGUUACUAUUUCUUUGGAUGAAGAAUAUUUAAAAAAAGUUAUUGAUAUAGAAGAUACAAGUGAAAUAGAUAGUAGUAUAUCUGAUAAUAAUGAUUCAAUUUUAGAAAUAGAUUCAGAAAAUGAUAAUAUAAUUAUUGAAUAA